Molecule: messenger RNA, 2811 nt
Organism: Onthophagus taurus
Lineage: Eukaryota; Metazoa; Arthropoda; Insecta; Coleoptera; Scarabaeidae
Source: RefSeq, a predicted model, not a curated record
AUGGAGGGAUUUAGACAACCUAAAAGUUUGUCAUUGUCGGGAAACGUGAGCGAGAACUGGAGAAGGUUCAAACAAAAUUUUGAGAUAUUUAUGAGUGCAACAGAAAAGAAUAAUUUGCAGAGCAAUGUUAAAGCUGCUAUACUAUUAAACUUGGUUGGUGAAGAAGCUGUAGAAAUUUUUAACGGAUUUAACCUCAAAGAAGAUGAGAAAAUUGAUUAUAAGAAGGUAAUGGAAAGUUUUGAAAGAAAAUUAUCUACAACUUGUGAAUAUGAUACUUUAAAUGAGCAAAUGUUGAGGGAUAGGAUUGUGUUAGGAAUUCGUGAUGUUAAUUUACAAGAAGGAUUACUACGAAUGGAAGAUCUAACGCUACAAAAAACUAUUGAUACAUGUAAAGCUGCAGAAAUUACAAAAUCUAGAGUGAAAGAUUUACAUGGAAAAGUAGUUGAACCAAUUGAAAAAAAGAAAAUAUUCAAGCAUGAAAAGAAAACAAGUAAACCUAUUAGCACAACAAAUGUAAAGUUAGAAAGUUUUGGGGGAUUUAGAAUUAAUCCAAUGGGUAGUGUUAAGUUUAAUUGUAAAACAAUAAAUAAAUUACGAUUACUUGUUGAAUUCUUGGUUGUUAAAGAAAAUGUAACACCGAUUUUGGGUUUAAGUGCUUGUAUUGAUCUAAAUUUAAUCAAAAGAAUAGAUUUGUUAAAUGUUAGUAGUGAAGCUUUUGUAAAGCAAAACAAGGAUGUUUUUGAAGGUUUGGGGACUUUUCAUGAUCUCUGUAAAAUUGAAAUUCGUAAUGAUGCUAAGCCAGUAGUAAAUGUACCUAGACGUGUUCCACUAGCUAUAAAAGACAGGUUAAAACAGACAUUAAUUGAUCUGGAAAAAAGAGAAAUAAUUUCAAAAGUUGAAAAACCGACGGGUUGGGUUAAUAAUUUGGUAAUAAUAGAGAUACCGAAUAAAUCUUUAAGGUUGUGUCUUGACCCGAAAUAUUUAAAUUUAGCUAUAAAAAGAAUUUCUAACGUGUUAAUACCGACAAUUGAAGAUAUGAAAUCAAAAUUAUCUGGCAAAUCAGUGUUUAGUGUGUUUGAUCUCAAAGAUGGAUUUUGGCAAAUCAAAUUGGAUAGAGAUUCAAGUGAGUUGUGUACAUUUAGCACACAAUUUGUUUGCUAUAGAUUCAAAAGGUUACCAUUUGGUUUAAAUAUGGCUCCUGAAUAUUUCCAAGGAUUAAACGAAAAGAAUUUUGGUGAUAUCCAAGGUGUCUUAGUAUACUUUGAUGAUAUUCUGAUUGCUGGUAGUACACAUGAAGAACAUGACGAAAUUGUUAAGAAAGUCAUAAAUAGAACUAGGGAAAAAGGUGUUAAGUUUAACAAAAAUAAGAUUCAGUUUAGACAAGAACAAGUAAAAUACUUAGGUCAUGUAUUUUUUUCAAAGGAUGGGAUGAAAAUUGAUGAGGAUAGAAUAAAAUCAAUACAAAAUUUAAAAAUUCCUGCAAAUAAGAAAGAACUGCAGAGUAUUUUAGGAAUGGUGAAUUUUUUGAGGCCAUUCAUUCCAAAGUUAUCAGAGCUUACAAAUGAUUUAAGAGAACUUUUAAAAGAUAAAGUUCAUAUUGUUUGGUUAGACUCACAUACAAAACCAUUAGAUAAAAUAAAGAGCAAAAUAACAGAGGCUCCAGUAUUGACAAAUUUUAACUUUAAUAAAGAUAUUACAAUUCAGGCAGAUGCCUCACAGAGUGGUUUGGGUUGCUGUUUGAUGCAAGAAGGUAGGCCAGUGUCAUUUGCAUCUAGAAGUUUAACUAACUCUGAGAGAAAUCUUGCUCAAAUUGAAAAGGAACUGCUGAGCAUAAUAUUUGCAGCAACAAGGUUUCAUAAUUACAUUUAUGGUAAAACUGUAAUAGUUAUCACAGACCAUAAACCAUUGAUAAAUUUAUUAACAAAGAAAGUAUCUGAUAUAACAUCAUCUAGAUUGAAGAGAAUGAAAAUGAAACUACUUAAGUAUGAUUUAAAUGUAAUAUUUACCCCAGGUAGAUAUACGUAUAUUGCUGAUUUAUUAUCGAGAUCAUAUUUAAAAGAAAAUCAAGACUGUAGUGAUAAUUGGAUCACAGAGGGUGUUCAUUCAAUUAGUACAAAUUUAAACAUAACAGACUUAAAGAAACGUGAAUUUCAAAUAGCAACAAGUAAUGAUGAUAUAUUAAGAAUAAUUAAAGAUUACAAUACAAAUGGUUGGCCUAAAACUAAAGAGAAGGUGCCAGAUAAUGUAAAACAUUAUUUUAACUUACAGAAUGAUAUUACGUGUGAGGAAGGUCUUAUAUUUUUGAAUUAUAGAUUGAUUGUCCCUUGUUCAAUGAGAGAUUAUAUUUUAAAACUUUUACAUGAAUCACAUUUUGGCAUACAGAAAACCGAAGCAAGAGCAAGAGAGGCUGUCUAUUGGCCAGGUUUAAUGACUGAUAUUGAGAAUAUGUUAGCAACAGGAAAAUAUAAGAAAGAAGAUGAAGUGAAGGUUGCGAUUCUCUUAAAUAUUAUCGGAGAGGAAGCCGUACACAUCUACAACACAUUUAAUCUCAGUGAUGAAGAUAGAAAAAAGUAUGAAAAGGUAAUGAAAGCUUUUGAGGAUUAUAUGAAUCCAAACAAGAACGUUAUAUACGAAAGAUUUAAACUUUUUAAUAAAAAGCAAGAGGAAAUGGAGAGUUUUGAUAAUUUCGUAACCAAAGACAGAAUAGCUUUAGGAGUAACAAAUAAAAAUUUACAAGAAAGGUUAAGGGGUAAAGAAGAUUUAACUUUAGAAAAAGGCGAAAUGGAUAUGAGUGUAGGACAGCAGAAAUAA